GGUAAAGCAUGUCGCCAUACUGUAGCUGCGCUCUUGCCCCUGCCCUGUCUGUAGAGUCCUUUGUAUGAAUUGCGAGCAAACAGGCAAUCCUACCGUGCCCCAUUCGCUUGCAGAUGACUGUAGCCGCUGGAUAGAAACAACUACUGUCGCUGCAAAUGCAUCUGUCAGAAAGAGAAAGACGCGCAAUAACUUCUUCAACAAUCGAGUGAGAGCCUACAGCUUUCAAAGUUACACCGUUUUACCUUCGUUUACCAAGUCCGUCGUUGAUAGUGCGACGUACGUUGAUAAUGUAAGUUUUUUUCUUUCUUCUGUAAAACCGCGAACGCAUGUGAGAGCAUCACAGUUUGCCAUUUUUAGCCUCCAACCGUAGACUUUUGCCAAGUUCGAGCAUCGGUCUUUAUAGUACCUUCAACUUUUGAGGACUCAAAAGUAGACGCCGGAGUGGAAAAGCUUGUGUGGAGAUUGAUGUUUUACUGAAAUGGACGUGAGAGUAUAUCCACCUCCACCACAGUCUUUAUCAGCAACAGAUUCUUCCCGAUUGGGACCAUUGCUGUAUCCUGAUUCCCCGUACUGCAAUAAGUACAACAGUGAGACCAUGUUCCUGGGCAUGCCAGAGGCUGGCCUGGACUUUGUGCCAACCAACCAGUUCCGUGUGCCUCCCAACCCCCACCAGACGCAGACCAGCACCAAGCAGACUGGACCCCUGUGGAAACGAGAAGGCCCUGCUCACUCCGAUGGCCCCCGGCUACCCUGGUCCUACCCAGUGCCCAGUUUGGGGGAUGAAGACUUCAACAUCCCCCCCAUCACGCCUCCCACCAUCCCAGAACACAUGCUGCACCCCCACCUACCGGAGUCGGAGUCUGGCUCCUACCACCCGCUGGCCCCCUCUCACUCCCAGAGUGGCCUGCACCCCUUCCACCUGCAGGGAAUGGACAUGAUGGGUCAGGAUGGAGGGCUGUUGAGCCAAAAUGGCGGCCUAAUGUCCAGCACCCUGUCUGUGAUGCAACAAAUGGUCAACUCCGAUUCCCGGUACAGCAGCCAUCAGCCAAUGGAAGCGCUCAGACCCAGGAGCCAAUCAGGCAUGGGACAUCAGAGUCAGCUGACCACCAUCAACCAAUCACAACUCAAUGCCCAGUUGGGACUGAGCGGGAACAAUGUUACCCAUAAUUCCCCAUCUCCCCCUGGGAGCAAGUCGGCCACACCCUCUCCUUCUAGUUCCGUACAUGAGGAUGACAAUGAAGAAUCAAUAAAGGCAGAGAAGCGACCGGCAGUGGUCGAGACUCCCAAAAAGCCCAAGACCCCCAAGAAGAAGAAGAAGAAGGACCCCAACGAACCCUCGAAGCCAGUUUCUGCCUACGCCCUUUUCUUCAGAGACACCCAGGCAGCCAUCAAGGGCUCCAACCCCAAUGCUACCUUUGGAGAGGUGUCCAAGAUAGUAGCCUCCAUGUGGGACGGCCUCGGAGAGGAACAGAAACAGGUGUACAAAAAGAAGACAGAGACCGCCAAGAAGGAAUACCUGAAGCAGCUGGCAGCAUACAGAGCAAGCCUAGUCUCACAGAGUUACAAUGAGCCAGGUGAGGUCAAAGUGUCCCAGGCCUCCUCCAUGCUGGGCCCCAAGCCCCCCGUGUUCCCCGGAUCAGGCCACCAGCACCCCCAGCAGCACCCCCACCCCCAUCACUCCCACCCCAGCCUCUACAUGAGCCACCCCUACCACCACCAGAGCCACCACCCCCACCCCCACCACCAGCAACAACAGUCCCAGCAGCACCAGGCCGGCCUCAGCCCCCACCUGUCCCCCCUCCAGGGUCUCUCCCGGGGGGUGACCCCGCGGCCCAGUGGACCCCAUUCAGGUGGGGUGUCUCUGGGCAGCAUGGCGGCGGUGUCCCCCCCUCCUUUCCAGAUCAGCCCGCCGCUCCACUCCCACUCCCACCUAGGAAUGCACCACCAGCAACAGCUCGGAGGACACCCGCUGUCUCUGCACUCACCCUCAAUGGGACAGGGAUUCCCUCUCCAAUCAGAUUUCCAGAACAUGCUCAACUCGUCCGGUGGGCAGGGACUGUCCCCAUCCAUGGACUACAGACAGGUGUGUCGGAAUGGGCCCAGCCAGCACCUCGACUGGACCAGCGAAUACUGUGGCAAUGGAGCUCUUCAGAGAGACAAGCCUCUGUUCCUGACCUGAUCUGACCUCUACACACCUCCACUCAACCACCCAUGGACCGGAUCGCAACCAGACCCGGUCCACAUUCAGUCCCACUCUUUAUUCACUGAACCAAGGCAUGAUUAUCCUCUCCCCCAGUAGAAAGUCCUUGACCACCACCCCCCACUCUGGCUGAACCAUCUGACCAACUGACCGUCACUCAAAAACAAGAAAGACAUAAGCACAUAUUGCAAAACAUCCAUAUUUUGAUAUUUGUGGUUCUUUAUGAUCUACCUUGAAAAAAAUCAUACUGAUGUUAUGAGUGGGUUUCGGAUACUUUUGUAACAAACACCCUCCCCUGAUAUUAGAUUUAAAAAACGUAAAGUUCUGGACUUUUUAAUUGUUGGAUGGCCAUAAAGGCAGAAAGGAAAUGUGCUCAAAGAGUUGAACGAAUAGGCAGCACUGUCAUAUCUACUGAUGUGUCGUUGGAUCGUUACUGAUAUAUCGUUAGAUUGUGUUUUGAGGAAGACAAGCUGAUGACCAUUUUUUGAUCAUGACCGUUGUUCAAAUCCGAGAAGUUAAUUUAGCACUUAGGGGCUUUUGGGGCUUUUUUUCCACACAUAGCAAGAUGUAAACCAAAACCCCAAACUAACAGACCUUUUGAAAGGAAAGACAAUAUGUUUUAGCCUUUGAAAGAAAUUAACAAAGAACACAUGUAUUAUAUUUCUAUCACUCUUUCUCUAUGUCUCUCUUUCUCUGUCUCUCUCUCUCUGUCUCUCUCUUUCUCUCUCUCUCUUUCUCUAUGUCUCUCUCUCUCUUUCUCUAUGUCUCUCUCUGUCUCUCUCUCUCUGUCUCUCUGUCUCUCUCUGUCUCUCUGUCUCUCUCUCUCUCUGUCUCUCUGUCUGUCUCUAUGUCUCUCUCUCUCUCUCUGUCUCUAUGUCUCUCUAUCUCUAUGUCUCUCUCUCUCUCUCUGUCUCUCUCUCUCUCUCUGUCUCUCUCUUUGUCUGUCUCUAUGUCUCUCUCUCUCUGUCUCUCUCUCUCUCUCUCUCUCUCUCUCUCUCUCUCUCUCUCUCUCUCUCUCUCUCUCUCUCUCUCUCUGCUACUGGACUGCCUUAGAGACUGCUGUGUGUCUUUGAGCAGAGUUGUGUUGCUCUUUCUAAACUGAUGAUGAUGAUGUUCAUAGGAUCCUCUGUGGACUAUGCCUCGGCUGGUUAGUGUAGCCAUCACGUCAAGCUGUACAUAGAUUUCUGUUUUACUCUUACUCCUAGAGUAUAAAAACAAAAGCUUUUUUUCCCCAAGUGCGGUGUGAUUGUGAAUUGGAUCACACCGGUUUUAAUUUAACUAUCAAAGAAUAAGGGAAAUUGAUUGAACAGCUUUUAUAGCUGUUUCGAUGCUAUUGGGCGUAAGAAUUGUCAAUAUAAUGAUAUUUGUAAGAUAAAACUUGGUAAAUCAGUUGUUUUCAUCCUCUGAAAUAACGUCGUAAACGUUGGCUGCCCUUUACCUGGAAAACAUCACAAAAUAUGAGUUUUGUGAAAGUAGACAAAUAAAAACAAGUUUUGUUUUGUACAAGGACAAAAUCCUUUUUUUGUACAACUUCUGGGCAUAUUGAUGAUAUGGAUUGUCAUCAACCUCCUGUAUCUGAAGUUGCUUUUCUUUUUAUCAGCAGAAAGUGUCUGAUAAUGAGAGAAGGAGAUUGGUAGAGACAGAUUGGCAGAGUGGCGAUAUAUAACCCUGACAUCUGGCUUGUCAUCGCUCUUCUGAUCGCUCCAUCACUCUCUCUCUUUCUCUCCAUCAAGUCUGUUCAUCAUGCUGCGCCUAUUUAUGAAACAAUAACUAGGUGUUUUUUAAGCCCUUAUGUUUAAUAGUGUUGAUGAUGGCUGUCUUCUCUGUUCCAUUUGGGCUCCUUUCUUUUGGCAGAAAAACGUCUCCAGGCAACAACAAUGUGAAGAAUUGUGUUCUUAUUUUUAGUUUCUAAUGUGUUUGAAAGAAAUAAAGUCAAACCUGUAUUUUUUGUGCAGUAAUCACUCA
Molecule: messenger RNA, 4165 nt
Organism: Salvelinus fontinalis (brook trout)
Lineage: Eukaryota; Metazoa; Chordata; Actinopteri; Salmoniformes; Salmonidae
Product: thymocyte selection-associated high mobility group box protein TOX-like
Exons: 10
Coding region: 479-2179 (566 amino acids)
Biological process (GO): regulation of transcription by RNA polymerase II; leukocyte differentiation
Cellular component (GO): nucleus
Molecular function (GO): chromatin DNA binding
Source: RefSeq, a predicted model, not a curated record